AUGGCAGCUGUGGAAACUAUCUAUAAUCCAGAGGGCAUGGUGCAGUUGCAACAAUUGAUGAAGAGAAAGCUGAUCCGUUCGGAAACAAAAUGGGAUUUCAGAGAUGUGGUGGAUUUGGUUUUAGAAAUUGUAGAACAUAUAGGGGUCUUAGCUGCUCCUUUUUACUUCACUUGGGGUGCAUUUCGGGUUGCAGUGAUAUUGUAUCUUGUGACAUUGCAUCUUGGGAUUAGUCUUUCUUACCAUAGAAACCUCAGUCACAAGAGUUUUAAGCUCACGAAACCGCUUGAAUACUUGUUUGCAUAUUUUGGACUACACGCUGCCCAGGGAGACCCAAUGUUUUGGGUAAGCAUUCACCGUUACCACCAUCAGUUCACGGAUUCUGACCGAGACCCACAUAGUCCAAUUGAAGGAUUUUGGUUCAGCCACAUGAAUUGGAUUUUUCAUCACAACUAUCUCAAGGAAAAGUGCGGGGAACCAAACAUUGUCAUGGAUUUAGAAAAGCAAGUCUACUACAGGUUCCUACGAAGAACACACUUACUUCAUAUAGUUGGACUUGCACUUCUGUUGUACGUCGUAGGAGGAUUACCGCACCUUAUCUGGGGAAUGGGUGUUAGAAUCGCAGUUGGCCAUCAUAGCACAUUCAUGGUGAAUUCAGUAUGUCACGUAUGGGGGAAAAGGCCAUGGAACACCAGAGAUUUAUCCAAGAACAAUUGGUUGAUGGGGUUAUUAGGACACGGAGAAGGUUGGCACAACAACCAUCAUGCUUUUGAGUUCUCAGCUCGGUUAGGGCUGGAAUGGUGGCAGUUGGACGUUCCUUGGUACAUUUUACAGCUACUUGCAUAUCUUGGAUUAGCAAAAGAUGUCAAAGUCCCUACUGAGAUUCAAAAACUAAAAUUAUCUUUCAAAAACACUACUCAAUUUGAUCAGCUGGAGAAUAGUAGUACUAAAUCUACAUACCGAUGCUUAUAA
Molecule: messenger RNA, 969 nt
Organism: Papaver somniferum (opium poppy)
Lineage: Eukaryota; Viridiplantae; Streptophyta; Magnoliopsida; Ranunculales; Papaveraceae
Product: palmitoyl-monogalactosyldiacylglycerol delta-7 desaturase, chloroplastic-like
Exons: 4
Coding region: 1-969 (322 amino acids)
Biological process (GO): lipid metabolic process
Cellular component (GO): endoplasmic reticulum membrane
Molecular function (GO): oxidoreductase activity, acting on paired donors, with oxidation of a pair of donors resulting in the reduction of molecular oxygen to two molecules of water
Source: RefSeq, a predicted model, not a curated record